This is a messenger RNA of Cricetulus griseus (Chinese hamster), 1634 nucleotides long. Lineage: Eukaryota; Metazoa; Chordata; Mammalia; Rodentia; Cricetidae. The record is from RefSeq and is a predicted model, not a curated record.
CUCCAUUUAUUCUUCCGACAAAAAGAGCAUCCUGUCAGCUGUUAAGAGUUUUCCGUUCCCGCGUCGGCCCGCCUGGUCCGGGAGAGCUAGGCACGCUGUGCUGCGGCGCGGCGCCGGGGCGCCCUCGCCGGCACCAUGGCCCGAAAUGCAGAAAAGGCCAUGACUGCCCUGGCAAGAUUUCGUCAAGCUCAGCUAGAAGAGGGAAAAGUCAAGGAACGAAGACCCUUUCUUGCUUCUGAAUGUACUGAGUUGCCCAAAGCUGAGAAAUGGAGACGACAGAUCAUUGGAGAGAUCUCAAAAAAAGUUGCUCAGAUUCAGAAUGCUGGCUUAGGGGAAUUCCGAAUUCGAGACCUCAACGAUGAAAUUAACAAGCUGCUAAGAGAGAAAGGCCACUGGGAGGUCCGGAUCAAGGAACUGGGUGGUCCUGAUUAUGGAAAAGUUGGCCCUAAGAUGCUGGAUCAUGAGGGUAAAGAAGUCCCAGGAAACCGUGGUUACAAGUACUUUGGAGCAGCAAAAGACUUGCCUGGUGUCAGAGAACUGUUCGAGAAAGAACCCCUCCCUCCUCCCAGAAAGACACGUGCUGAGCUCAUGAAGGCGAUCGACUUUGAAUAUUAUGGUUACCUGGAUGAAGAUGAUGGAGUUAUUGUGCCUUUGGAACAAGAUUAUGAAAAGAAACUCAGAGCUGAACUGGUAGGAAAAUGGAAAGCAGAGAGAGAGGCUCGGCUGGCAAGGGGAGAAAAGGAAGAGGAGGAGGAAGAGGAAGAGGAGGUCAACAUCUAUGCUGUCACCGAGGAGGAGUCUGAUGAGGAAGGCAGCCAGGAGAAGGCAGGGGAAGAUGGUCAGCAGAAGUUCAUUGCUCAUGUUCCGGUGCCGUCGCAGCAGGAGAUCGAGGAGGCGCUUGUACGGAGGAAGAAAAUGGAACUGCUCCAGAAAUAUGCCAGUGAGACCCUGCAGGCACAGAGUGAAGAAGCCAAGCGGCUCCUGGGGUACUAGGAUGAGUCAGAGCCCUUCUUGGACUCUGGGAGAUCUGGUGGGUGUGCUUGUGACCCCCCUGGGCCUACCAUCCUCAUAGCUACCCUGGGCUGGCUAGUGCUGGGAGGCUCUGUGCCUUUCUCAUCCUUCAUCUGUCUCUCUCCUUUUCUGGAGAUGUGAGCUGGCUUGAUGGUAAGGCCCUGUCCCUGACUUUCCAGUAAGAUGUCAGGGUACCGAAGACUAACCAUCACCUUUUAGAGAUACUUUUGCUACCAUAUGGAUCCAUUUGUUUUGGAAAGUGUAAAAUCAACUCUCUGUCUGGAAAUUCAUUCUGCCUUGUACUGACUUCGGGAAAAGAGAAGGAUUAAUUAGUAACCAACAUUAAAAAAUGAAUGAUUUUUAUUCAAAUCAUAUUCAAAUUCAAAGACAUAUCUUCUCUAGAAAACUGAGAUGGUGUGUCUCCCCUGAGAUGGAACUUCACUGUCAGUAGUAGAGCCAUCCCCUUGUGCCGGGCACUGCUUUACUUUGUCACGGUCCCCCUCUGUGUGAACCUGCUUCUCCCUCUCCUAUCUUGUGGACAGGAAUUCUAAGUUUGCAACUUUACUUUUAUAACUUGUUUCAGAGAAAGCUUCUUUUAUUAAAAUUUUUAAUAAGAAAGGAAA